UUCUCGAGUUUGCCUUCCUUGAGUUGGAUUCGAAAGGUAAUUCUGGUGAAUCAAUCGAAAAAGUCUCUGUAGCGCUUUGUCUCUGUAUUGAGAUUUCACAAAAGUCCUCUCCCUUGGAUUUAAGAUUCAAGAAUACUUGGUCAGACGAAUAUGGCUUCCUCUCUUUUAUCAUCAUCCAUCCAACAGAAGUGCGAUGUCUUUGUGAGUUUCAAAAAGUCUGACACGGGCAAAUGUUUUGUAAGCCAUCUUUACCGUUCCUUAGACCGAAAGGGCAUCACAACUUUCAAGGAGGAACUCAAGGACCAGCCUUUUCAGUUGCUUCAGGAUAUCGGAUACCCAAAAAUUGCCCUCGUUGUGGUGUCGGAGAACUACAUCUCCUCGUUCUGGUGCAUGAGCCAGCUCACUGAGCUUUUAAAGUUUAUGAAGGAAGGCUCCCUCAGUGUCAUACCAAUCUUCUAUGAAAUUGAUCCUUCCGGUUUACAUUCGAUAACAGGGACGACGCGGUUGACGUGGAGUAGGGUACUGACCUUGCUGGCCAGCUUACCCGGGGAACACACGGACAAUUGGGACGAUGAUGCCGGUCUGAUAGACAAAGUAACGGACGAUGUAUGCAAGAAGCUGACUACUUCCACAACACCAAGUGAUUACAGUGACCUUUUUGGGAUGGAUUGUCACAUGAAAGCUUUAUAUGAAAUGUUGGAUAUAGGAUUUCACAGCCAGGAUGUCGAAAAAAUGGUCGGGAUAAGUGGGGUAAGAGGCGUUGGCAAAACAACCCUUGCGAGAUACGCGUAUGAAAAGGUAUCACACAAUUUCUAUGAACAUGUUUUUUUAGAGAAUGUAUACAAGAUUUAUCAGGAACGCAGCCCAUCACGAUUACAAGAAGAGUUUCUCUCAAAACUUGUCCUCCAAAGCAAAGCUCAAGCAAUAAAGAACUCCAAAGAUGGAUCGGAUCAUGCAGUAAAAUCAAGGCUUGUACAUAGAAAAGUUCUGUUUAUAGCCGAUGGUGUGGAUACGAUGGAACAAGUCGAGGACGUGUGGAAGGUCGCUAGCUGGUUAGGUCAAGGAAGUAGAGUUAUCAUAACCACUCAAGAUUCUAGUUUGUUUGUGGCUAAAGGGUUGGAAAACGUUUAUGAAGUGAAGCGUCUGCGAUAUGAUGAAGCUCUCCAAUUCUUUUAUCAGUUUGCUUUUAAGCAGCAACCUCCUCACAAUCGUUUCAAACAGCUUUCAGUUCGGGCUACCAAGGUAGCUGGUUGCCUUCCAUUGUCCCUCAAGAUACUUGGUUCCUUUCUCAAUGGCAAGAGUGUAAAAGAUUGGGAAAUUGCAUUGCAGAGGCUUGAAGCAAAAGUACAAGAUGAAGAAGAUACGAUAUCGAACGUAGUGGAAAGAAGCGACGAGCCUAGGAGAUGGUCAAGAUUAUAUACUCUCCCUCCCGGGGAUUCUUGGGAUGCAAGUAAGAAGAAGAAGCAGCGACAACAGAGCAAGGAUGACCUUGAUUUAUUCUUCAGCUCAGAUCCUCCAAUGCCACGGCCACCACCUCCACCUCCUUCUUUUGAGAGAGAGAGGCUCUUCUCGUACAACAAAAUUAAAAUCGAGAGAGGCUAUUCAACAAAUCCAUGGCCUCCACCUAAACAGAGCUUUGUUGAUGACACACACGCAUUUCCUAUAGCUCCGCUGGAAUUACUACCAGCAUCAUUGCCUCUAGCUAAGGAUCGCAAAGCUCCACAAGAAUUACGCGCACCGAUUGGUGAAGCUCCGGUGACUCCACGGACAUCUAAACCAACUUUCCUAUCUAAAAUAGCUCGAUUCCUAGGCACUGGAAGCAAAUCACCAGUGAUAUCAAUCCCUACGCCGCCUGGAGAUUACGUCAGGAUGGCUAGUGACAUCAGUAUAAGCUCCGACGAACCCGAUGAUCCGGAUGUAGCUCAAUCAGGCGAAGGUAAGUCCACCGACGGGAGCCUGUUCUGUCCGAUCCCCGACAUAGAUACCAGAACUGAUGAUUUCAUCGCGAGAUUCAGAGCUAAACUCGAACUGGACAAAGAUGAACUACGGGAAUAGAGGGAUAUCCAAAUUCAGGAUCCGAACCGGGACCUGAUGAAUCCGGAUCUUUAAUCUACAUAUGAUCUAUAUAGAUUCUUUCUGACAUGUUGUUUAUACUUAAUUAUAGAUUCUUGUAUUGAGCCACCACUUUAUUUUUCAAACG
Camelina sativa (false flax) is the source of this 2200-nucleotide messenger RNA. RefSeq names its product disease resistance protein CHS1-like. Gene Ontology annotation, biological process: signal transduction; defense response. Gene Ontology annotation, molecular function: ADP binding. NCBI's taxonomy places the organism in Eukaryota, Viridiplantae, Streptophyta, Magnoliopsida, Brassicales, Brassicaceae. The record is from RefSeq and is a predicted model, not a curated record.